Messenger RNA from Parasteatoda tepidariorum (common house spider), 1444 nucleotides. RefSeq names its product cathepsin B-like. Gene Ontology annotation, biological process: regulation of catalytic activity; proteolysis. The record is from RefSeq and is a predicted model, not a curated record. Lineage: Eukaryota; Metazoa; Arthropoda; Arachnida; Araneae; Theridiidae. Gene Ontology annotation, molecular function: cysteine-type endopeptidase activity.
AAUUUGAUUCAAUUGGCUAGUACAGCAGGAUGUGUGCAUAAUCUAUCAGGUUUUCAGAAAAACGAUCUGUAGAUCACAUGACUUUCAACCAUUCCUCUUCGGUCAUACGGGGCUCAGUCAGUUUUCUCAGCUGUCAUCCUCCCAUCAAGGACUAACAAAAACAAAUCAACACGUGCUUAUUUAUCAGAAUUAUUAUCGUUCAAUGCUAUAUUAGAUGAAUUUUGCUCGAUCGGUGUUAACUUAUAUCAAGUGUUCGAACUUUCUUGGGAUUUAAACUGUUAAUAUUUUCGUGUUUUUGAUUGAAUUUUGAAAUUGUUAUUCACUGAAAAUGAAGCAUAUUUGUAUAUUUUUACUCGUAGUAGUAGCAGCUUCUUCUGCUAGAGAAGUAAUUCCUAGUCAUGUUCAUCCUCUGUCAGACAAAAUGAUUGAGUACGUCAAUUACAUGAAUUCCACAUGGAAGGCUGGUAGAAACUUUGAAGGAGUUAGUCUGAAAUACAUUAAGGGAUUACUAGGUGUUCACAAAGAUAACCACAAGUACCGUUUACCUUCAAUUAGACAUACAGUUCCGACAAAUCUACCUGAUUCUUUUGAUGCUCGUCAACAGUGGCCAAAUUGUCCUUCAAUCAGUGAAAUCAGAGAUCAGGCAUCUUGUGGUUCAUGUUGGGCAUUUGGUGCAGUUGAAGCUAUGUCUGAUAGAACUUGUAUUCAUAGCAAUGGCAAAGUUAAAGUAGAGAUUUCUGCAGAAGAUCUUCUAUCUUGUUGUGAUAGUUGUGGCGACGGGUGCAAUGGUGGGUACCCUGGAUCUGCUUGGGAAUACUGGGUUGACAAAGGUCUUGUUUCCGGUGGUCUUUACAACUCACAUGUCGGUUGCCAACCCUACGUCAUUCCUUCCUGUGAGCAUCAUACUAAAGGAAAACUACCUCCCUGUGGAGAUAUUGUUGACACUCCCAAGUGUGUACACAUGUGCGAAAAAAGCUACCAUGUCAGUUACAGAGCAGACAAACAUUUUGGAAAGAAAUCUUACUCUGUUCGGAACAACGAAGACCAAAUAAAAACUGAAUUAGUAACUAAUGGGCCAGUGGAGGCUGCUUUCACUGUUUAUUCUGACUUUGUUACUUACAAAUCAGGUGUUUACAAACAUCUGAGUGGUGAGGCUCUGGGUGGUCAUGCUGUUCGAAUUUUGGGAUAUGGUACAGAAAAUGGUACUCCAUACUGGCUGGUUGCAAAUUCCUGGAAUGAAGACUGGGGUGAUAAAGGAUACUUCAAAAUCCUUCGAGGACAAGAUGAAUGUGGUAUUGAAAGUGAAAUCGUUGCUGGUAUUCCCAAGCUUUAAAUGAACUUACAAUCUUACUUUCUUGUACAAAUUGUGCUAAAUGAUCUUGUUUAAAACUGUUUUUUAUUGUGAUUUUUAUCCAUAUUUUUUUAAUAAAGCUUCUAUACGCUA